This is a messenger RNA of Theobroma umbraticum, 3290 nucleotides long. Its product is annotated as G patch domain protein. The record is from RefSeq and is a predicted model, not a curated record. Lineage: Eukaryota; Viridiplantae; Streptophyta; Magnoliopsida; Malvales; Malvaceae.
CACUUCACUUGAGCACCUACUUUGAGAUCUUUUCUGUGUUUCCAGGGAAAAUUUUAUCAAAAAGAAAUGCGCCGGAGGUUUUGACAGCAUAUCAGCAAGAUCUGGAAGCUAAAGUGAAUUUUUCAAAAUAACUUAUAGUUUCUUUUUCUUUUCAAUCAUUUUUCAAUUACCAUUCCAACUAACUCCAAAAUUUAGUGCCAAACCUGUUCGACCAAAAUCUAAAAUCGAUGCAGUCCAUUCAUUCUCCCUGAAUCCAUUAGGCAAACCCCCCAACUCUUGAAAAAAAAGCUCAUCUGAAUACUAUAGGGCUGAAUAAGAUGAAGUUGGCAUAGUUGAGGCCGAAUCAUUUAACUUGAGCACCUGUUUUGAGAUCUUUUCUGUGUUUUCAAAGAAGAUUUUAUCGAAAAGAAAUGUGGAAAGAGGUUUGGACAGCAUAUUAGUAAGAUUUAGAAGCUAAAGUGGAUUUUCCAAAAUAACUUAUAGUUUCUUUUUCUUUCCAAUCAUUUUUCAAUUACCAUUCCAGCUAACUUCAAAGUUUAGUGCCAAACUUGUCCAACCAAAAUCUAAAGCCGAUGCAAUCCAUUCAUUCUCACCUAAUCCAUUGGGCAAGCCCCUCAACUCUUGAAAAAAAAACCCAGUUGAAGACUAUCAGGCUAUAUAAGAUGAAGUUGGCAUAGUUGAGGCCAAAUCACUUAACUUGAGCAUCUGCUUUGAGAUCUUUCUUGUGUUUCCAGAGAAGAUUUUAUCGAAAAGAAAUGUGCAGGGAGGUUUGGACAGCAUAUCAACAAGAUCUGGAAGCUAAAGUAGAUUUUCCAAAAUAACUUAUAGUUUCUUUUUCUUUCCAAUCAUUUUUCAAUUACCAUUUCAGCUAACUCCAAAAUUUAGUGCCAAACCUGUCCGAUCAAAAUCUAAAAACAAUGCAGUCUAUUCAUUCUCAUCUAAUCCAUUAAUCAGCAGGUUUUGUUGACUAAUAGCUAAACCUUAAACCCCCACCCAAAAAAAAAAGGAAAAAGAACAAAUAAAUGCUCAAUAGCUAACCAAAGAUCGAAAAGAAGUCCACAAAAUAAACCACCUCCAACUUAUCUGGUCUUUGUUAAUGGCAAACUUUUCAACAAUGCUUUGCCUUUGUUGUAGAUAACAAAGGAAUAAAUGAUUGUGUUCAUACUUUUAAAUGUCAAGACAGAAGAAGAGCAAUCAUCAGUCAACCACAUUAACCUUUCUUUUGUUUGAGGAAACAACAAGCCCCUUGGCCCCCUAAUUAAACCCAAAUUUGUACCUGUUUAACAACUCAAUUAGUUUUGCAUAAACCAUGUGAACAUCCCUGACUAGACUACUCAAAUUUGGUAAUUUACCAAACUGCAACUCCCUAACAAAUGGCAGGUGAGUUUGCAAUCACAUGGCUGGACAAAUGUACGGUCCAACCUACUAGGGCCCACAUAGCACAGACACAACACAAAAAACACACUGUGAGAAGUCUUAGACCUGGUGCCCAUGUCCUUUACUCGUCAUGUCUAAGUUGUCUUGGUUUUUUUAAUCUGUUUUUGUCUUAAAAAAAAUCCUCUUCCAUACUUCCGUUCCUUAUAACAUCAGUUAAGAAGUCCCACAGGAUUCUCUCUUUGCCUAUCUUUCCCCCCUUUUUUCUUUUCUACCCUUUUUUUUUUCUCUGAGUACAUGCGUGAGACACCAGAUAAUAAUUGUAUCUUGUCGAACCAGCAACAUCCAUAAUAGCAAAUCAUCAACCCCCUCACCUGAUUUCUGUUCCAUUUCACAGGGCAAAACUUGUAAUUCAUUUAUGAUGGCCGUUGACCUAAACAACUCUGAGUUAUUGCUUCCUUCUCAGUUUUUCACUCCCCAAGACCUUCAUGGUCUCUCACUGGAUAACAGCAACAGUAGCAGCAACAAACCCAUCAACCAAAACGCCUCUUAUUAUGUAUUUGGCUCAACUGAUUCCUGGUCUGAGUUUAGUUCACCUAUUGGCUCUGAGCUGAGUUCAAGCUCAACAGAGAGCAGUGAAGAGGAAGACGAUUACAGUGGUGAGUUGACUCGCCAGAUGGCUCAAUACAUGCUUCAAGAUGAAGAUAAACAUGAAAAGUCCUGGGGUUUGGCUGGUUCACCAGAAUCAACGCUCUGGUCACAGCUUUGGUCGAACCUUUAUAGUCCUGUUGGGCCAUCUAGGGGGCCAUCUCCGCCAUUGACACCUGUGGUUGGGAAUUUUGAAAAGAUGAAGAUAAAUGAAGAAACAGCCAGAUAUAACCAAGGUGAGAGAUUUAUAAGCACAUCCACGUCAAUCCAAGUAUCCAGGAGUAACCCAUAUGCUAGAUUUCAAUCAAAGCGAACCCUUGUUGAUGAUCAAAUAAGAGCUAUCCAAUUUCACAGGCUUAAACAAGAGCAAGCUCAGAAGCAAAUGGAACAAAAGCCAAGGGUUAAACAUUAUCAAAGCAAAGGGAGAGUCUUCAGUGACAAUGGCCAAAAAGCUGCCUCAGACUCUAAUAAUCCCUGGUAUACUCGGCAGCAGCAGCAGCAGCAGCAGCAACAACAACAGAGCAACCAACAAGCCGGUUCUGAUAUGAGGGCGGUUUUCCUUAAUGCAUCCGGUUCAAGAAAUGGUUCUUGUGGGACUGGUGUCUUCUUGCCUCGUGGAAUAGGAACUCCUUGUGAGUCACGCAAGAAACAAGGAUGUGCCACAGUUCUGAUUCCCGCAAGAGUACUUCAGGCCCUGAAGCUCCACUUUGAGAAAACAGGGGUCCCAUCAAGGUUCAAUAGUGGUUUCCCUCUUGAACACGAUGCUUCUGUGAGUGGGAGGAAUAGCAUGUAUUCACAGCAAAAGCGCCAGCCCAGGACGGUGCCGGCUUUGAACCAUCAAGACGUUGGUCUACCUCAGGAAUGGACAUAUUAAAAUGAGAACCCUCUCAAGCACACGGGGUUGCUUCUCACUUCUAAUUUUUCAUUUAAGCUAAAUGAAGGGAACAGAACAAGUUCAAGGCAGAAUAAAGAGGAAAAGAAAAAAAAGACACAGCGAUCAAGUACAGGGAAUCUACUGAGAGUAGGACAAACUAAUAUUACUUAUACGGUUAAGAAAUAUGUAUUUUUCAUUUUUUUUCCUUUUCUAAUUUUGGGGUUUGAAGUUAGAUGGGCAAAUAAAAUAAAUACAUACAGUCUUUGUUUCCUCUGGCUAGCUGGCUGGCUGGCUGGCUGGCUGGCUCAAGUCUUUGUAAGCUUAUUGAGUAUGUCUUUCUUUAAAUCCUUGUAAUAAAAUCAGCUAUCAGCAAUAUGAACUUCCUUUGGUAUCU